Jatropha curcas is the source of this 3984-nucleotide messenger RNA. Its product is annotated as disease resistance protein RGA2. NCBI's taxonomy places the organism in Eukaryota, Viridiplantae, Streptophyta, Magnoliopsida, Malpighiales, Euphorbiaceae. Gene Ontology annotation, molecular function: ADP binding. The record is from RefSeq and is a predicted model, not a curated record.
GCACGAGAGUGGAAGUGGCCCAAAGUCUAUAUAACGACUUCGCAUCACUUUCCCCUGCAAGAUAUUGCCAAACAAUGAAGAGAAAUAUUAUCAACAAAAGACUGCGGUAGAGACUGUAGCUAAUCAAAGAUUCAAUCUUUAAUUAGAUCCCAGUUCCUUCUCAAACUUAUUUUGCCUUUAUAUGGCAGACAUAAUUUUAUCUCCACUUUUCCAAGUGGUUUUUGACAAAUUAAGCACUCCACUGCUGGAAGAAAUAGCCAAUCGGUCUGGUCUUGGAAGAGAGGUCACUGCACUUCGCCAUAAGUUGAAGACCAUUAGAGCAGUUCUUGAAGAUGCAGAAGAGCAGCAAUUAGCUACCAGAGCUUUUAGGAUUUGGUCUGCAGAGCUUAAACAAGUUGCUUUUGAUGUAGAGGAUUUCCUUGACGAGUUCUCUCCAGAAGCCAUUCAAGCUGGAAACUAUGAUGGUUUUAUUGGACAGGUACGAAACUUGCACCCUUCUUUGGGACAAUUUGUUAAUCGCAUUGAUAUGUUUCCUAGAAUAACCCAGAUUAGAGAAAAUUUAGAAACUCUGGUAGAAGAGAGGUCUAGUUUUCAUUUAAGAGAGCGAGUUGUUAGACCAAGUAGUAGAAGUAGAAGACACACUGGGCCUUCUAUAAUUGAAUCAGAAGUUUUAGGGAGAGAAGAGGAUAAAGAGAAGAUAGUUAAGCUUUUACUCUCUGCUGAUAAUGGGUUUAGUCCAGGUGGUAUUUCAGUUUUGUCCAUUGUUGGUUUGGGUGGUAUUGGUAAAACUACACUUGCUCAGAUAGUUUACAAUGAUGAGAGGUUAAAAAGACAUUUUGAUCUGAAAAUAUGGGCAUGUGUAAAUGAUGAUUUUGAUGUGGAAAAAAUUAUGUUGUCUAUAUUAGAAUCUGGUAGAAAGGUUAAGUGUGACUUCUCCGAAAUGGAUGCACUGCAAUUUCGGCUUCAGGAACUAUUGAUUGGAAAGAGAUACUUGCUUUUUCUAGAUGACGUGUGGAAUGAGGAUGUGAAUGAGUGGGAUAAACUGAGAACUUCAUUAAUAGGUGGUGUGGAAGGUAGUGUAAUCAUUGUCACUACUCGGAGCGAAAAGGUUGCAUCUAUAAUGGGCAGUGCUUAUAUUCAUUAUUUGGAAGGUUUGUCUGAUGAUUGUUGUUGGGGUUUGUUCAAGAAACGAGCUUUUGGUCAGGAUGAAGACAAGCAUAGAAACUUAUUCCCAAUUGGCAUGCAAAUAGUGAAGAAGUGCGGAGGUGUACCUUUAGCUGCAAGGACUCUAGGAGGUCUGAUGCGCUUCAAAAAAGAUGAAAGAGAAUGGCUUCUAGUGCAGGAUAGUAACCUUUGGGAUCUAUAUCAAAAUGAAACUGACAUUUUACCUGCGUUAAGGUUAAGUUACAGUCACUUGCCAUCCCAUUUGAAAGCAUGCUUUGCAUUUUGCUCAAUAUUUCCUAGAAAUUACGUAAUCAAAAAGGAAAAGUUAAUCCAACUUUGGAUAGCAGCAGGCUUGAUUCAAUCACCUGAAGGGAGAAAAACAUUUGAGUUUAUUGGGAAUGAGUACUUCAAUGAUUUGGUGUGGAUGUUUUUCUUUCAAGAUAUACACAGAGGCGAAAAUGGCAGCAUUCUUGAGUGCCAAAUGCAUGAUCUCAUUCAUGAUCUGGCACAAUCUAUUGCAGGAAGUGAAUAUGUAUGGGUGGAAAUUGACAGGAUGCCACAAAAUUUCUCCCAAAUCCGCCAUUGUUCCAUGAUUUGUAAUUUCAGCUCACAUAGGAUUCCAGAAGCUCUGUAUGAAGCAAAGAAGUUGCGAACCCUAAUCUUAUUGUUGCCAAAAGGAGACCUCGGAGAGCUACCUCCUAAUGUGUUUUCAAAUUUCAGAUAUUUGAGGGUCUUAGAUGUAAGUGGUAGCGGCAUUAAAAGACUAAGUGAAUCAAUUUCCUCUUUCUUAUUUUUGAGGUAUCUCGACAUCUCUAACACACAUGUUAAGAACUUACCUGAAAGUGUUUGCAAGCUUCGAAAUUUACAAGUGAUGAACCUUUCUGGUUGCUAUGAUCUUGUUGAGUUGCCAAGAGACAUAACCAAGUUAUAUAAGCUACGGCAUCUAAUCCUACAUGGUUGUGACAGGCUCAGCAGAACACCAGCAUCAAUUGGAAAACUUGUAUAUCUCCGAACAUUGUCAAUGUUUAUUGUGGGAAGGGAGAGAGGUGAAAGCAUUAGCGAGCUAGGAAAUCUGAACCUUGGAGGGCAACUGAAUAUUCUUCAUUUGGAGCAUGUGAAGGAGCCAGAACAAGCAAUAAAAGCUGACUUAGUUGGAAAGAGAAACCUCCAGUCAUUGGAUCUAUCUUGGGGAAGCGAUCGCAAUGGUAUGGUCAGGAACAAUGCUAAUGAUGGCAGAGUAGAGGAAGUGCUCAAUUGCCUACAACCACAUAAAUAUCUAAGGAAGUUGAGUGUUAAAGAGUACCAAGGAAUGCAGUUUCCAGGGUGGAUAUCUUUUUCUAAAAUCCCAAAUAUAACUGAGCUUAUCUUGGUUAACUGUAGAAGAUGCGAAAAUCUUCCUACACUGGGCGAACUUCCCUUCCUUAAGGUCCUUUACUUGCAAGGAAUGGAUGCGGUGAAAAGCAUUGGCAGUCAGUUCUAUGGUCAAAAAGAGGGAGCAUUCCCAUCAUUGGUGGAGCUAACCCUUCUAGAUUUCCCCAAUUUAGAAACUUGGUGGAGUUUUAAUAGGAGAGAGGACUUUCCUUCUCUUGCCAAAUUGAUCAUCAAUAGAUGUUUGAAGCUAAGAAGCAUGCCAUGUUUCCCCUUUCUUCAACAUCUGGAGCUACGAAAUUGUGACGAUAUGGUACUAAAGUCAGCAUCAAAUCUAACCUCCCUCACUGUUCUUGUCAUUGAUGAAAUUGCUGAGUUGGUUUUUUUGGAGAACUUGCUAGAAAGCAAUACUCUUCUCGUGUCUUUAGUGAUUAGCUCUUGCCCAAAGCUCAGUUCCAUGUCUCCGAGUUUAGUAAACCUGAUAAAUCUGAAAUCCUUGGCAGUUCGCUGGUGCAAGGAGCUCCAUUCUUUGCCACAUGGAUUGCAAAAUUUCACUUCUUUGGAGUCACUGGAGAUUGUUGAGUGCCAUAGUCUUGUCUCUUUGCCAGAGGACAUUCAAGGUCUGAGAUCUCUUCGGUCUCUAUCCAUUGAGAAUUGCAAUAGCCUCACAUCUCUGCCACCAGAACUUCAAUUCCUCACAUCACUCGAGCAUCUAACCAUCAUGUACUGUCCAAAACUGGCUAAUUUGCCUGAUAAUAUGCAGCAUUUAUCUGCUCUUAGAAGUUUAUCCAUUUUAAACCUUCCAGAGCUGUCAUCUCUUCCACAGGGCCUGCAAUAUGUCACUAACUUGCAAAAUUUGGAAAUUCGUGGCUGUCCUGGUCUAGAAGCAUUGCCAAAUUGGAUAUCCAACCUUACCUCGCUUCGAUCAUUGGCAUUGUCAGAAUGUCAAAAUUUAACAUUUCUACCCGAAGGACUACAACAUUUAAAUUCCCUUCAACAUCUAUCUAUUCAAGAUUGUCCUAUCCUGGAGGAACGAUGCAGAAGGGAUAUUGGUGAGGAUUGGCCAAAAAUAAUACACAUAGCUUAUGUCUAUAUUGGAUCACAGGAAAGCAAGGAUCACAGUGCAGCAAGCAGCUCAAGAGCUCAUUGAAUUGGUCAUGCUUCAUCAUUCAGGUGCAAGCAGUACAUAUAGACAGUUGCUUGUGAUGGAGUUACUUGUUUCCCAGCCUUGUCUUCAAUUUGUGUUUGGAUUUGCAGUGUAAAGAUUUUGUCUUCUUUUACUCUGCUUUGAAGUAAACGACAGGUGCAUUUACCUAAUUAAUGCGUUUCUCAUGGUUUGUACUAAUGGCUUGCAAAGUGAUGGCACAGAGUGCUCCUCUCACUGAUGUUAUAAACGCAGCAACUUUGAGUUAAAACGAUAAUAAUAAAUUUUAAUUAUGGAUUAAUUUGCAA